AUGAAAGAAAAAAUAGAAUUUAAUGAUUUGUUAGUUAAUAUUAAAUCGACCAGAAAUGUUAAUGAAGUUAAACGAAGAUUAGAAAGAGAAGAAAAACAUGUAGAGAACCAGAAACAACGUUGGGAAGAAAAAAAAGAGAUAAGAAGAUUGCCAUUUGAAGAUAAUGACGAAGCAUUAGAGUUGGAAAUAGCUGUGGAAGAGCAAAAAAGAUAUCCGUUAAAUAAAAGGGUUUUGGAUGCUCCGUUACAUAGACAGGCAUUGCAGAGAAUUGAAGGGAAAUUGGCUUAUAGACAAACAAAAAAUGAAUUACGUGAAUGGCAACCAAUCGUGGAUGAAUUGCGUGUUGCCGAACAAAUUCACUUUCCUCAGGAUGAAUUAUUAGACAAUCCUUUAAAAGUACAAUCAGCUGAGGAAAGGGCUAAAACAUUUACGCCACGAACAGAGUUUGAACAAAAAAUUAUGGAAGUUCUUGGGAAGAGUAAAUCAAAUAUUAAAAAUGAUGAAGAAUUUUCACAGGCAGAAAAAGAAAUAUUAAAAGCAAUGGAUGUUAGAGAGGCUAGAAAGAAGUGUCAAGAAAUGCGAAAAAUGCGAGCAUUGAUGAGCUUUCAUUCUGCAAAAUUAAAAAGACAAUCUAAAAUUAAAAGCAAACAAUUUCAUAGAAUUCAAAAACGACAAAAACGUAAAGAUUUAAUAAAGGAAGUAGAGACGCUAAUUGUUAAGGAUCCAAAAAGAGCUGCUGAGAAAGUAGAUGAAUUAGAAAAGGAUAGGGCAUUUGAACGUGCUACUUUAAAACAUAGAGGAACAAAUAAAUGGACAAAACAGAUCAGAAAAUUUGCCUCUCGCAACCCAGAACUUCGCAAAGUAAUUGGAGAACAACUACGAUUAGGGAAAUCAUUAAAGGAACGUCAUGGAGCUGAAGGAAAUGAAAGCGACGAUGAAAGUGGGGGUGAAGAAGGAAUUGAAGAAAAUACAGAAGAAAUAAAACAACAAAAAAUUAUUUCAGCAGCAGUUGAUAAAGUUUUUGUUUCUGAUAAUUCUUCAAAAGAAAUGAUAAAUUUAAAUGUUGAUAGUGAAAAUCCCUUUUAUAGAAGCGCUUUACAAAAUAUUAAAAGAGAAAGGAAAAUAGCAGAAAAAAGAAAACAACAAAGAGGAAUUGAAGAAAUGAAAGGGGAAAAAUCAUUAAAAAUUCAAGAAGAAUCUAAAAAAGAAGGGGAAAUUGGAAACAAAGAAGAAAAACCAGAAUUUUUAGAUUUAAAUGUCAAAAAAAUAAUACAAAUCCCACAAGAAUUGAUGAAUGAAACAGGAGAGAUAGAAGAUGCACAAUAUGCUUUUUUGGCAGAAGCCUAUGAAGAAGAUGAUGUUCUUGGUAAUGAAUUUAUGACAAGGAAACAGCGGGUAGAAGAGGAGGAAAAGCCAAAACAAGGAAAUAGUAGAUAUGAAUUGAUGCGUGGAUGGGGGUCAUGGACUGGACCUGGAAUUUCAGAAGAAAAAGAAACUGAAAGAAUGGAUAGAAUUCUUGGCAAAGAAUUAGUUCCGAAAAAGAAAAAGCAGCAAAGAAAAGAUGCUAAAAAAAGAGGUCUUAUAAUCCGUGAACAAGUAUCAGAAUCCAUACAAAAAUUACAACCAAGGGAUGUUCCAUUUCCUUUCACUAGAAUUCAAGAUUUUGAGGCUUUUGUACAACAACCACUUGGGAAAGAAUGGAAUACUCCGAUUGCUCAUAAUCAAUUAAUUCAACCAACAGUACAUACAAAGGCAUUUUUUAUAUUUUUAUGUUACAUUUUUAAGCCAAAAUUUAACCAAUUUCAUAGAAAUUUAAAAACCUAUAAUUUCCUUAAUGUGUCCCAACCAAAAUAAGCAUGUAUUUACUAAAAGUCCACCGGAUUUUAAAAGUAAGAUUAAUCGAAGAUCCCCCUCCCUUGCACUCCCACUUUUUUUAUUAAACUUAAUUUUUUUGAUAUUCCAGGCUGGCCGUAUAAUUAGACCUUUGGAUAAAAAGCUAAAAGAAGAG
Meloidogyne enterolobii is the source of this 2008-nucleotide messenger RNA. The record is from the annotation of a GenBank genome assembly. Lineage: Eukaryota; Metazoa; Nematoda; Chromadorea; Rhabditida; Meloidogynidae.